This is a messenger RNA of Lucilia cuprina (Australian sheep blowfly), 3163 nucleotides long. RefSeq names its product zinc finger protein 184 (gene pita). The transcript is spliced from 3 exons. Gene Ontology annotation, cellular component: nucleus. Gene Ontology annotation, molecular function: zinc ion binding; RNA polymerase II cis-regulatory region sequence-specific DNA binding; DNA-binding transcription factor activity. Lineage: Eukaryota; Metazoa; Arthropoda; Insecta; Diptera; Calliphoridae. The record is from RefSeq and is a predicted model, not a curated record. Bases 179 to 2725 code for a protein of 848 amino acids. Gene Ontology annotation, biological process: regulation of transcription by RNA polymerase II.
AGCUGUGUUGGAAAGUAAAGUCAUCCACCAUCUUGUGUGCACAAGAACAAAGUGAAAUUAUUUAUAAAGAUUUUCAUAGAAAAUUGUACGUGAAGAAAAAGAAAAUCAUUUUAUUUUUGCAAAAAAAAAAAACUAUAUAAAAUAUAAAAAAGAAUAAAAUAUAAUUAUUUUAUAAACAAUGGCUACUUUGGAUUUUGAUGCUUUGCAAGCUGAGCUGAAAAGAAAGCGAAUAUGUCGCUUUUGUUUGUGUCAGGAUGUGGGAAAAUUAACAAAUAUUUUUUGUCGUGAUACACGCAUCAAAUCAUCAGCUCCUUUGCCCAUACAAAUAAUGGCUAUAGCUUCUAUAGAGUGUUUUAGUAACGACGGCAUGCCUCCUUAUGUCUGCAGCGAUUGUACAGAAAUUUUUGAGUACAGUUAUCAAUUUAAACAAAUGUGCAAAAAAGCCGACAAUCUUUUGCGCCAGUUUCCUUUAACAGGCAAAUGUCCAGAGAGUUUGGAUAAACCCAUUUUGAGGAAAGUGCUUUCUCAGCAAACACUGCCGGUAGCACCUGGCAAGCAGUAUAAUAAAACGACUCAAGUACGUGUGCAACACAAUAAAUCGAAUGUAGUAGCACAAGAAUCUCUACUAUUGCCCAAAAAAAUAUUGAAUUCGUCGGUGGCCAAAGCCAAGAUAACAGCUACUGUAAGCAAACCGCCCCAAAACACAGUAGAAUGCGAGAGCGCUCCAAAACUUCAAGAUUCUAAAGUAGAGCAGUUGGAUGAGGAUUGCAGCAUUAGUUUUUUGGAUAAAAUUGAGAACAAUGAUGAAUUAUCCCUAGAUGACAUACAUCAAUUGGUGGCAGCCGAAGAUAUACAAGAAACGGAAUUUGUCAAUAUGGAUUCUUUACCCGUAGUGGUGUUAGAUUCUGGUAAUAAAACUACUAAACCCAAAUUGUUAAACAAAUCCUCUGUAAGGAUUUUAAAUAAGGAAGCAGAUCGUGGAACUGAACCUCGUUUAAGUAUGCCAAUGAUAAAGCAAGACGUUGAUGGUAAAAUGGAAAUUGUUGCUGAAAUUUUAAAUAUUGAUGAUAAAUAUGAAGAAGAACCGGAUCCGAAAAAUGCGGUUCCCGUUGAGACUAAUGUAUUUCCUUGUCCUUGUUGCGAGCGCACAUUUCCCUUGUUACAGUUGCGUGAAAUACAUUUAAAAAUGCAUUCACGUGACCGUAAAUUCCAAUGCGAACAUUGUGAUAAAUCAUUCUUUUCUAAAUAUGACCUGCAUCGUCAUUCUUACAUACACAAUGGUGAAAAGCCCUAUAAAUGUUCAGCUUGCGAUAAGGCUUUUUCACGUACCGGCCUGUUGACGCGACACGAAAAGACCCAUACCGACAUACCCAAAUUUAUAUGCGUGCACUGUGAACGUUCCUUUAUAUCGAAAGACGAUAUGGAGAAACAUGCUGAGCGUCACAAUAUACAUCGACCAUUCGCUUGUAAAGUUUGCAAUAAGUCAUUUGCUUUUAAACAAGGUCUUGAACGUCAUGAGGUCGUGCAUUCACGCCAGCAGCCCUACCCUUGUCAGUACUGCGAUCAGAGUUUUUCAACCACUUCUAAACUGUCUCGUCAUUUGACUGCUCACGCUGGUCUCAGGCCAUAUCCUUGUAAAAUUUGCAAAAAAUCUUAUUUACUAUCCCACCAUCUUACGCGGCACAUGCGCUCCCAUAAAAACGUAGUGGAUCCCAUCCAUUCCAUUCAAUUUACGUGCAGUUCCUGCAACACCAGUUUUGUUACGCGUGAUGAACUUAUAGCUCAUUCUGCUACCCAUGCAAAUGAUGGCAAUCUUGCCUGUCCUCUAUGCAAGGACGUAUUUGAUGAUAUGAACAGUUUAACCACUCACAUUCAAGAUCACUCUGAAGGCGAAGCUUAUGCUUGUGAAUUUUGCGAUUUCAUCUUUAUGACAGCAGAUAAAUUACAAUUACAUACGGAUCAAGAUCAUGCUCAAGAAAUGGAAGCUUAUCAUGCCGACGAUCGUGCUCAGGCCGAUAAGCAAAUGGAAGAGUCUCAAAAGCAAGAAGCUUUUAAUGACGAAAAGUUGCAGAAUGCUGUUAAUGAAUUUCUUGUUGAUGACAUGUCUGACGAAGCAAACGAAUCGCUGGAAUCGGUGAAGAAAAGGAUUAAAACUGAAAAAGAAAAACAAUCACCUAAGAUUAUUAACCAAAUUAUAAUACGAAGCGCAACAAAUGAUCAGAAUGAUGAAAAUAAGGUGGAAGAUAACAACAGUCUAUUGAUACCAUUAAAACAACGCAAACUUGAUGAAAGUGGAAAAAAAGCUGCAGCACAAACAAAACCACAACAACAAACAAAGCAAUCACCACAAUUAAGACGAAAAACUCCAAAUGCAAGUGCGACACCAGCAAGGGAAGCAAAUCAACCAACGAUUCAAUCUCUAUUGAAAACGCCUAAAACGGCAACUGUUACCAAAAAGUCUCCAACAAAGACAAUGACACCAGCCAACGCAUUACCCAAACCAAAAGUAAUUAAAGUUGAAAAAAAUACUUCUGCUGAAACGUCAACCUCUGCAACGUCCACAACAACAGUUGAAGAAUCCAGUAUCGAUGAUCUUGUUAAAAAGAAACUUGGCGAUAGAAAGGUUAAAGUGCAGAAAAUUACCGUAACAAAAGCUCAAGCAGCUGCUAUGGCUAAAGAGGGUCGUAUUAAAAUCAAAGAUGGUAAAAUUAUCUUAAACAAAUAAAUAUUUUAUAACCAAUAAUAUUAUUAUUAUAUACAUUAAUUGUUUAUAAUACAUACUUACAUAAAUCUUAUGUAUGUUUACAUAAUUAUUUUUUUAGAUAUUAAUGUAUAAUAUUAAAAUCUUAUCAAUUUUGUUUUAUUUUUAUUCUAAAACAUUUUGUUUUCUUUCUUUUUAUCACUGAAACGUAAUAUACAAGUUACAAUAUUGAAGUAAAACAGUGCAUAUGUUUCUUAUUUUGAUAAUACGAAACGCAAAAUCCUAAUGCAUUACAAAGUUAUUUUAAUAUUUUUAUUUAAAAAAAUAUGUUAUAACGUAGUUUUUUGUCAUUCAUAUCUAAAUCUAAAUUCUUGUUUGAAAAAUUAACCUUGACUUAUAUGACGAUAUGAAAGAUAAUCUUAUAAUAAAAAUAUUAAAUAAAUACAAUUUAUUUAAAAAAAA